Molecule: messenger RNA, 1029 nt
Organism: Mucor velutinosus
Lineage: Eukaryota; Fungi; Mucoromycota; Mucoromycetes; Mucorales; Mucoraceae
Exons: 3
Coding region: 1-1029 (342 amino acids)
Molecular function (GO): oxidoreductase activity, acting on the CH-CH group of donors, NAD or NADP as acceptor
Source: RefSeq, a predicted model, not a curated record
AUGGUUGCCAACACUGAAAUUAUCUUUGCCAAAGUCCCUACUACCUAUCCUGUUGAGGGCGAGCACAUGAUUGUCAAAAAGAGCGAAAUUGAUCUCGACGCUGAAUUGCCUCAAGGCGCCAUCCUUGUCAAGACCUUAUGUUUGUCUGUCGAUCCUUACAUGCGUGGACGUAUGAGAGAUGCUAGCACCAAGUCUUACUCUCCCGCUUUCCCUCUUAAUCAACCCAUGAACGGUCAUGUCAUGGCCUCCGUUGUCAAGUCCAACAAUGACAAGUUCAAGGAAGGUGAUCUCGUCUAUGGUAUGAGCUCCUUCGCUGAAUACGCUCUCAUUCCUGAGCCUUACACUACUUACUUGGAGGUUCGCAAUGAAGCCAAGGACUCUGGUCUUCCCCUUACCAACUAUAUUGGCGUUCUUGGUAUGCCUGGUAUGACAGCCUACGUUGGCUUGAUCAAGUUUGGUAAGCCCAAGAAGGGAGAAUCUCUUUACGUCAGUGCCGCUUCUGGUGCUGUUGGUCAAUUGGUCGGUCAAAUCGGUAAGAUCCUUGGUCUCCACGUUGUCGGUUCCGCUGGUAGUGAUGAAAAGGUCGAGUAUCUCAAGUCCAUCGGUUUCGACGGCGCUUUCAACUACAAGACCAAGGAUACCAAGGAAGCUUUUGCUGAGCUCCUCCCCAACGGUAUUGAUAUCUAUUUCGAAAAUGUCGGUGGCAAGAUGCUCGAAGAUGUCAUUGCUCACGCCAACAAGUUUGCCAGAAUCGUCUGUUGUGGUAUGAUUUCUCAAUACAACACCACUGAACCUUACGGCAUCCAUAACCUUAUUCAAGUUGUUGCCAAGUCCCUUGAAAUCCGUGGUUUCAUCGUUAGUGAUAGCCCUGAAAUGCAAGAACCUUUCAGAAGGGAUAUGACCAAGUGGCUUCAAGACGGUUUGAAGUACCGUGAGACUGUUGCUGAGGGUAUUGAAAAGACUCCUCAAGCCUUGAUUGAUGUCUUGAAGGGUGUAAAUUUCGGCAAGCAAGUUGUCUUGUUACAAUAA